Molecule: messenger RNA, 6188 nt
Organism: Passer domesticus (house sparrow)
Lineage: Eukaryota; Metazoa; Chordata; Aves; Passeriformes; Passeridae
Gene: ST8SIA4
Product: ST8 alpha-N-acetyl-neuraminide alpha-2,8-sialyltransferase 4
Exons: 5
Coding region: 769-1707 (312 amino acids)
Biological process (GO): N-glycan processing; oligosaccharide metabolic process
Molecular function (GO): alpha-N-acetylneuraminate alpha-2,8-sialyltransferase activity
Source: RefSeq, a predicted model, not a curated record
UUGGCCACGCUUUGCCCGCCCCCAUCUCCGCCCCGGCGAGGGCGGCAGUGGUCCGUACCUUUGGCCGAGCGGCUCCGCAAGGGAUCUGGACGCAGAGGAGAGCCGCGGAGCGCUCCCUGUCUGGGCCCUGGUCACCUAACGCUCAGCGACGCCGCGGACUCCUCUCCGCGGCCGAGGGGAGUGGGUCACCGCUUGCAAGCCCAGCUGUCUGGGAGGGCGAAAGAGAGACAAAGUAAACGCCAAAGAACCUCCAGCCUCUGUUCCUGCCUGGUUUUAUUUUAUCUUCUGUAUUUAUUUCGGAAAAAAAAAAAUACAUCGCCGUGUUUUAAGUAAUUCGUGCCGCGUGUGCAGCUGUUCCAGCACACCCCUGAUAAACAAAGGAAAAGGGGGAGGCGGCCCGCUUUUCGCAGAAGACAUGCGUUCCGUCAGGAAGAGGUGGACUGUGUGCACCAUAAGUCUUCUUCUCAUCUUCUAUAAGACGAAGGAAGUAACACGGACGGAGGAGCGGCAGGAGGCAGCUCUCGCCGGGUAACUGCGGGGCGCCGCGACGGGAGGGCGGUCCGAGGGGGCGGCUGGCCCUGUGGGUUGUCAGGUGCUCCGGCGCUACUCGGGCUGUGACCCGCAGCCUGCGAUGCAAGCGCACCUCGGCACUCUCGCUGGCGGACGCUAUCGGUGGGCCCGGAUGCCGCUGCGGGACGAGUGGCGAACGGGGCUUGCUGCCAGGGCUCGACGGCCGCAGGAGAUGGUACACUGAAUUUGGGUAGAUCAAUGAUCAAUAGCUCCAAUAAGAUAAUUCGAAAGGGUGGCUCCUCAAUUUUCCAACAUGCUGCAGAAGGUUGGAAAAUCAAUUCUUCUUUGGUAAUGGAAAUAAGGAAGAACAUACUUCAGUUCUUGGAUGCUGAAAGAGAUGUCUCAGUGGUCAAAAGCAGCUUCAAGCCUGGAGAUGUAAUUCAUUAUGUACUGGACAGACGUCGCACUCUAAACAUUUCUCAGGAUUUGCACAGCCUUCUUCCUGAAGUGUCCCCAAUGAAAAAUCGCCGAUUUAAAACCUGUGCAGUUGUUGGGAAUUCUGGCGUCCUGCUGAAGAGUGGUUGUGGAAAAGAGAUUGACAGCCAUGACUUUGUAAUAAGGUGCAAUCUAGCUCCUGUGGUGGAGUAUUCUGCCGAUGUGGGAACUAAAUCUGAUUUUAUUACCAUGAACCCAUCAGUUGUACAAAGAGCAUUUGGAGGCUUUCGGAAUGAGAGUGACAGAGAAAAAUUUGUGCGUAGACUAUCCAUGCUGAAUGACAGUGUCCUUUGGAUCCCAGCUUUCAUGGUCAAAGGUGGAGAGAAGCAUGUGGAGUGGGUUAAUGCAUUAAUCCUUAAGAAUAAAUUGAAAGUGCGAACCGCCUAUCCAUCACUGAGACUUAUUCAUGCUGUCAGAGGCUAUUGGCUGACAAACAAGGUUCACAUUAAGCGACCCAGCACUGGUCUUCUCAUGUAUACACUUGCCACCAGAUUUUGUGAUGAAAUUCACCUGUACGGAUUUUGGCCAUUCCCAAAGGAUUUACAUGGAAAACCAGUCAAGUAUCACUAUUAUGAUGAUCUGAAGUAUCGGUAUUUUUCUAAUGCCAGUCCUCAUAGGAUGCCAUUAGAGUUUAAAACAUUGUAUGUGUUACAUAAUAGAGGAGCACUUAAAUUAACAACAGGAAAAUGCAUACAGCAAUAAAGCACAAGUAUUGUACAAUAAAUACAGAAUACACACCUCAUCAUAAAGAUGUUAUGAAAUGGCAAUGGGACCACAGUGGGGAUUUGUUUCAAUAUCCACUGAGUCAUUGGAAGAACAUGUUAUAUCAGAAGUACAUAACCAGCUAUUAUACCUGUAAAGUGUUAAGUCACUAAGCUAUCUUGACUGCAAGGGUUCAAGUGCCACUUUCACUAAGAACAAAGCUUGAAUGUAUGCUCAGUAGCGUUUAUAGGAUGCAGUGACACACACAUUCAUCACGAAUUAAAGAAGAAAAAGAGCCUGCCAAUUUGCAGCUGUGGUCAGACAGCCCACACAAGAAUACCUAGUGGAUGGAAUAUUUACUUGAGUAAAUAAAUCAGGCUUUGGCAGAAAAUAUCACGAUGGAUUUGAGUAGAGAAAGUGAAGUCUGUAAGAUGAAAAAAAUCAGUAAAUGCCUUUAGUCAGAGAACUGUUUCUGAUAUUGUAUUAUAACCUCAGCUUCUGUUGUUUUUUUUUGUUAUUGCCGUUGGUUGGGUUUUGUUGCUAUUAAGUUUUGGAGCCCUUAAAAGAUUUCAAGGGUGUUAUAAGUAAAUUCAUUUUUUAUCUUACAGAACUGUCUUAAGGAAAAAAGAUUUGUAAGCAUGGGAGGGUGCAGUGGAACAUAAUAUAUUUUAUCAAAUGUUAUUGUGUUGCAUCCUGCUGUCACACAGUCCUUAACAUCCCAAUUGUUUUUCUAGCUACUGUUUUCAGUACCCAUUACAUGAAACCUCACAGAUACCAUUUUAAUCUGAUUUAUAAGUUUUUCUUUCCUGUAAAUAUUUGAAGACAUACAAGAGGAUGCCCUUGUUUUCAGUGCCAAAGAUUACUAUUGUACACAUUUUUCCGUUAUCUUGGAGAAAUUGUGUGGAUUUAUGUUGCUUUGCUGCUUAAAGGAACAUAUUCUUUGUUAUUUAUUUUUAAGCAUCUCAAAUCAAAGCCUCUUUGUAGAGUAUCUCAAAGCCUCUUUUAGACUUCACAUAUAGAAUUCUUCAGAAAAACUGCAAGAGUAAAGAAAUUACUUCAUGCACUCAAUUAUAUGUAUGUGUGUAUAUAUAUCUAUAUAUAGUUCUAUUCUUGGUGGAAAGAAAAAGUCUAAAGAAACUCAGGUGACAGUGGAAUUAAAGUGAAAAAAACCACCUAGCCAAUUAGUGGACAAAAAUAUAGACCAUACAGUUCUUUUAAACUUCUAAUGCUGUUACAUUAUCUGUUUAUUUAAUAUACCUCUUGUAUAAUCUAGAUGUUCUGAUGUGUAACUGACUGAAAUAACACAUUAUCUCACAGUUGGUUUUUUGAUCAUCAGUCUUGUUUGUCAAAAAACUCAACAGUUCUUUCACUUCCUUCUUUCUAACAAAAGAAAACAAGAAAUUACAGGAGCACAGGAGAGGGUGGAGUGUCAGUACAGCAUACAUUAAGAAACAAAACUUGUCAUCCCAUGAUGUAUUUUAGUGCUAAAGGAGCACAUAAAUAGGUAACAUCAUGAUUUCAUAUCAUAUGUUAUUCUUGGCUAAGGAGUAGGCAUGCCAGUAUGAUGUAUGGAUAUUUUUCUUGUUAUGUUUUCAGAGAUACAUUAGAUCCUGGUCUCCAAAUAUGAUAUACAGUCUAUCUACUGAAUUUUUAAUUUGUUUGAGCAAUUUUAUAUGUUUUACCACUCUCAAAUAUUUACUUGCUGAAAAUGCUCUUCAUUACCCAUUUUCUUCUCUUAAGUUCAUGUAUCUCAUCAUGCAUGAUUGGAGAUCUGGAAUUAUUGGCCGCUAAAUCAGUGCCUUGCAGUCAAAUAUUACAGGAAGUAGAAAGUCAAUUAUAUUAUAUGUAAGACACAGUAACAUCUUUCCUUAUUCACUAGACUCUUGUACUUAACGACAGUUUACUUUGGCCACGUGCUAAUGUGCAAUAAGAGGUCCUAACAUGAAACUUACUGAAACCAAGGUAUCAUGAGGAAUUAAACAGUCAUGCAGACUGGAAUGUGUUUAAUUUGAUAUUGAUAAAACAAAGGGUGCUAUUUGUUCACUAUGUACGCCUUCAUUUUAGUACAAGAUUAUUUCUACAAUUAAGGGUGAGCAUAUUCCUGUUCUUGCUGUUAGGAAAAUGUUGAUUGCUACUGUUGAUCUUCUAAAGCACAUUUAAUAUACAUUGACAAAAUUGCUAUUGGAAUAAAGAAUUCACAGAUUGCCAGUCUCUCAGAAGCUCAGAGAAACAUCCUUAUCAACAACUUUAUCUUCUGGGAGUGUCUUUUCUUCUCUCUAGUGUCAGGCCACAGACAAACCUCAUGCUCAAGUAGUCUAAAAUAUUAACUGACAGGUGAUUUUGUUCACCUGUGGAAGGUUUGAGUAUGCCAAUGUAUUAUGCAUCUGAAGCAAAGUCAAUGGGGACUCUUGUAUUCCUUGGCAUCAAAAAAAUCUUUGUGCAAAUGAGUACAUGAAAAGAAUAUCAUGUAAAUAGAAAGAUAGGUGAGAGAAUUUGCCUUUAGAAGUCAGCAGAUAAAUUAAAUCUUUGCCUAAAUCUUGGUUUUGCAUGCUUCACAUUUGAUUUUCUGCAAGUGAAGUUAACUUUAGUACAAAAGCCAUUGAGUCUAGAUUUUUACCCUAUCACUAAAUUUCUCUGACAGACACCAGAGUUUUCCCAUACCUCCUCAAAACUGGGCCUUAACCUCAUCUUAUGCAGGCUUUCUACCUUCAGUACUGCACUCUUGGACACUGUGAGCCAUAGGCUCAGGGCAUUUUGCCAUCAUCCACAUUCAUCUUUCUCACAGCACUCUCCCUUAAACCAGCACCUAGGUGUGCCUCCUUACCAAAACCAUGGGGCUCCAUACCAGUGCGCCUCUUCUCUCACCUGCCUCACUUUAUCCUGAGCUUAGGUGUGAUGUAGUGAGGGGUGGGUCUCAAACUACUGUCUGAGACAAGUGGCAGUUGUAGUGUGACUCCAUAGGUUUUUACAAGGACUAAGGGUCAUUUUACACUCUUGUUCUUGUAUAAGACCUGUGUCUAUGUGGAGACCAAAGAUUCUGGGAGGCCCUUUGGUGUGUGGUUUGAUGUUUCAAAAACAAAUUGUUUUGAGGUGGUUUGUGACCACAAGUUACUGCGUGGUCAAAGGUGACCUAAGGUGAGAAAUGUCCAGGACUUUCCUUGUUGUUUGCAUUCUACAGCUGGGAAGCUGUAGCAAUGGACUCUGCAGACACCCUUCUUAUCUUUCCCUUAUACUGCCUGGCACUCUUGGAGCAUUUCUGUUAAGGCACCUCAGAACCUAAAUGGAAAAAUAGAUUACUUCCACUGUGUGAUUUUUUCUUAAAGGGGACCCAGGACAUUGCAGCAAAGUCUUAACUGCUGUUUAGAGACUUUUGAGGUGGGAUGAUUUCACUUUGUGGUCCUUUACUGAUUAGCAGUCAACAGCUUAAGCCUUCAUAGCUGCCUUGGGUGAUUUAUGUUGUUUUGUUUAUAUUCACACCUCUGCUGCCAACAGCACAGAGAAGAUAAUAAAUUUAUAUUUUAAUUACCACUUUUAAAAUCCAACACUAUCAACAAUUAAUACAAAGUAGUAGGAUAAAAAGAAAGACCCCCUAAUGUUGUAAUGUUAUCUGCCCCGGUGAAGAACAACUGAAAUGCCAAUCAGUUGUGUUCAGAGUGUUCCUCAAAUUUAUCCUCUCAUCAGCUAUAUCAAUUGCCUGCUGUAGCUCCAAAAUGUACAUUAAAAAUAAGAACUAGAAUCUAAAUCAAGACAGCAGAAUGUGUCUAUUUGCCCAAAGGUUAUGGCAGCUUUACAUUAAACAACUUGAAUUAAUUCAGAUAAAUUUAUUGUAAAUUGUUUGUUAAGAUACAUGUUAAUGUGUCUGUGACAGUCCAUCAUAUUUCAUACAAAUAAUAGAUAAAUGUUUGAUUGUUAAUUUUCCUGCUUCAGGACAUUUCUUUUCCACAGCUCUGAGCCAUUCUCCAGAUAUAAGAUCUACUGAACCUUUCAGAUCUGAGUCUGAUGUGUAGUAAUGACUGUAUCAUUCUUUUGUUAGACAAUAUAAGCAACAUGUUUGAGGUCAGUACUUUUUCUCUAAUUACAAUUUGAAGAAAAACAGAUGCAGGUUCAGUACCUUUUUUUGUGAUUAAUCUAGCAAAGUGCUAAGCACUCUUUGUGGUGACUUUCCUGGGAGAGACGUGUCCAGGAUUUAGAUGGGGAUCUAGAUUAGCAUAUUUCAGGAUAGAAGUCUGAAAUUGCACAUUAUUUAUUUUUAAGAGCACUGUUACUUUGUGUAAGGAAAAGCACAGUUAUUAUACAUGUACAUAAAGGAGAGUACUAUUGCUACUGAGUGUAUGUCAUACAAUUUCUGUGGUAUAAAGUAUUGAUACAGAUUCUCUCAGAAUUGCCAUGUUUGACACCGUUAGUCUUAUUUCAAGUACAGCUAUGGGGAUUGUUUUUUAUUUGUAUGACUGAAAAAAAUAAAAAUUUCCUUUCAUGUUUUC